CUUCUUAUCUUAAUGUGUUUCAUGUUUCCCAUUAAAAAGAUUUUGGAUGAUCUUUUUUUGAAUUUUUUUUUGGAAGAUCUUUAAUCGUAUUAUAAUAAUUUAGUAUAUCUUCCAUAACUGAUUUAAGAGUAUUACUCCCCCAUUAUUCGUUCUUAAUCGUUCCGAAACAAUUAAGCUCCUCUCUGCUCUUUCUUCCAGGUUUUGCUUCCCUCGUCUCUCUUAUCAUUCGUUUAGUUGAUAGACAAACACUUUUUCGUGUUUUAACUUCUUAGUCCUAACCUUUUUAAGUUUGAAGGAGACAAAACACUCCAGGGAAAUGUCUGAGAUUACUAAAGAAGAUUCUGCAAACCCUUCUGAAUUAUAUGGGACAUAUACAUGGAAGAUUGGAAAAUUUUCAGAAAUAUGUAAGAAAGAGAUCCGUAGCAAUGUUUUUGAAAUUGGCGGCCAUCAGUGGUAUAUUGUAUUCUAUCCACAAGGGUGUGAAAUAUGCAACCAUCUCUCUGUGUUUCUCUGUGCUGCAAACCAUCAGAAACUUCUUCCAGGUUGGAAUCAUUUUGCUUUGUUUACGGUAUCGUUGAUGAAUAACCAUCCAAAUAAAUCGAAGCAUUCAGAUACAUUACACAAGUUUUAUAAGAGAGAGCAUGAUUGGGGAUGGAAAAAGUUUAUAGAGUUACCUAGAUUACUGGAUGGUUUCAUAGACGACUCUGGCUCUCUUAUAAUUAAGGCUCAAGUACAGGUCAUUAGAAAGAGUGUGAAUGGACCUUUUCCCUGCCUUGAUAGUCAGUACAGAAAGGAACUUCUUAGGGUUUAUUUUACAGUUGUAAAGCAGAUUUUUUUGAGGUUUAUGAAAGAAAAACGAAACAAGUUGAUGGAGGACAAGACAAGAUGGACAAGCUUAUGCGCAUUCUGGUUAGGGAUGGACCAAAAACCAAGGCGAGCGAUGUCUCGAGAGAAAAUGGAUGUGAUUCAGAAACUAGCUGUGAAGCACUUUUUCAUCAACAAAAACGUUACAUCCCCUUUGGUGAUGGAUUUCUUGUUUAAGGGGUUAAAUUCUCUUGUUUUGGAUACCAACAAGGAAAAAAUAAUACUCACAAUCUCAAAACAAAUUGUGAGGCUCCUCAAGGAUGAUUCGGAUGCUUCGGAAAAUACAUUGAAGACUCUUGAAGACGAGCCUAAGAAAGAGAUAGCAUUUGCUGCCAAAGAAUUGGCAGUUCCCAUUGUUAGUGUGGACAAUGAUAUGUUUGUUUUAGCUGAUGAUGCGAUGUUACUCCUGGAGAAAGCUGUUCUUGAGCCAUUUCCAGAUGAAAGGGUUCCUCCAAACCGUAUUGAGGUUGAUUAUGACGAAGAGAGUGAUGAUGAGAAGCUGUUAACUGAAUAUGCUAGACACACUCUGGAGGUAUUUGUUCUUGAUCAUAUCUUCUGCAACAAAAUUGAAAUUGCAUAUAAAGAAGCCAGUGAACUGAAAAUGCAUGAGGAGCUUAUUCGUGAAGAAGAUCUGAAGAAGAGAAGAGUAAAUUCAACUAAAAGUUCGUGAAGAAUAAGAAGUUUUUGCUUUGUUGGAAAAACUAAGUCUACUAAAUUUAUUUUAGUGUCUGAUUUCUAUAAUCCCUUUUUAACAAAUAACAUCGUUCUGAUUUUAGUCUUUCUCUAUAUAUAAGCAAAGAUACGAUAAAAUAUGCUGGUUCUUGCUCAA
This is a messenger RNA of Brassica napus (rape), 1693 nucleotides long. Its product is annotated as TNF receptor-associated factor homolog 1a-like. The record is from RefSeq and is a predicted model, not a curated record. NCBI's taxonomy places the organism in Eukaryota, Viridiplantae, Streptophyta, Magnoliopsida, Brassicales, Brassicaceae. Gene Ontology annotation, molecular function: protein binding. The transcript has 8 exons. Bases 317 to 1534 code for a protein of 405 amino acids.